Messenger RNA from Phytophthora nicotianae INRA-310, 1527 nucleotides. RefSeq lists its product as hypothetical. The record is from RefSeq and is a predicted model, not a curated record. The transcript has 3 exons. Gene Ontology annotation, biological process: ceramide biosynthetic process. NCBI's taxonomy places the organism in Eukaryota, Oomycota, Peronosporomycetes, Peronosporales, Peronosporaceae. Gene Ontology annotation, cellular component: membrane; endoplasmic reticulum. Bases 72 to 1115 code for a protein of 347 amino acids. Gene Ontology annotation, molecular function: sphingosine N-acyltransferase activity.
CAGUUGCUCACCAACAUAUCCCAUCCUGCCCCCCUGAUCGUUCGUCAAGCGAGCGUCCAGCAGCAGCAGCCAUGGCCGCCACCGAGAUGAAGGUGCUUCUGAGCGCCAAGGAGUACGUGCUCGUGGCGCUGACGCUGUUGCUCGUGCCCAUUGUGCUGGCCGAACUCUUCGGCGUGGCACAGAUGCGCGCCGCUAUCCCCGAGUUCCAGACGGACCCGGACAUGCCACAUAUCAGUGAGUGGCUCAUCGGCAUCGGCUUCGCGUUCGUCAUCAUUGCGCUGCGCUUUGCCUUUCUGGCCGUGGCCAAACCACUGGGCCGCCGAGUUCUGUCUCCGACCAAACGACUACACGCGGAUCGCGUUGAGCGCUUCGCAACGGUGCUCUUCAAGUUCAUGUACUUUUCUGGAAUCACCGUGGCUGGGUACUACGUUAUGCGCGACGAGAAGUGGUUUCCACCAGUGCUCGGAGGCAAGGGUGUGAUUCGUGAAGCUUACUUGAUCCUGCACGAAGCGCCAGGCUUCGCUCUUAAGUACUACUAUUUCGUACAGCUCGGCUACCAUUUCCAUAGUCUACUGUACAUGCUGUUCUUCUCCCCCAUUCGCAACGACUUCAUCGAGAUGCUGCUGCAUCAUUUGGUGACGAUCAUCCUCAUCGGAGGAUCGUACCUUGCCAACUACUGCGCCAUGGGAGCGCUUGUGACGUUCACGCAUGACAUUGGCGACGUGACCGGCUACGCUAUCAAGUCGGUUGUCGAUACGGGCAACACGCCGCUGAUUGUGGCCAUGUACAUCGUGCUCCUGGUCUCUUGGGGCUACACGCGGUUGUACGUGUAUCCGUUCCACUUGAUCUACAACGCCAUCUUCGUGAUCCCUGAGGCCAAUCCGCAUGUGGUUGGCAUCUUCUUACACCCAGGCAACACACUACUUUGCAUGCUGGUGGUGCUACACGUGUACUGGUAUUGUCUUUUCCUCGUCAUGGGCUACACUUUGAUCCGCAAGGGCUUGGCGGAAGACAUCCAGGACAAGUGCUCGGAUGUGGACGAGGGUGAAGGAGAAGAAGCACCAUUGCUAAAGACAACGACAACCAGCUCUAGUAGCAAGCCGAAGAACGAGUGAGAACUAAGCACGGUUGUAAUUGCUACGGUAUCACUUUCCCGCCAUCUUUACUCCAGAGAGAUUGGUAACGACACACUCGUGCGUACGUUUGUUCAAUAGUAGCGUGAGGACGCACUGCUUUCCAAUUCAUGGUUACCUUCGCUUGAUGGUGACAGCAUCGGCAGGGGUUCAGCGCCAGCACUUCAUGCGCAGUCACACCACAACCAAAUGAAUCGCGGUAGCUUGCGAGCAGAGGUGGCCGCACAGUAAUGCUUUCACGGACUGAUUUCACUCUUCUUACAGGAUUCUUAAUUCUUGAAUUCUUGAAAAGUACUUCAAGUAGCAAGCUCUAAUUGUGAGCGUUUUGGACAGAGUAUUAUGCCGUGGCAAGAACCUCAUAAAAUGCAGCAAACUUCACUUUUUCAUGAUGAAA